AUGAAGAUUACCCUGAGUUUAAAUCUUGACACUUUGUCGAUGAACUACGCCUCUGCAACUUUCUGUGUGGCCAUAAGCAACACGGGCCCAGCCAUUACCUUCAUCAUGGCUGUUCUUUUAAGGAUGGAAAGCAUUUCCAUGAAGAGAUGGCCAGGAAUAGCAAAGGUGGUGGGUUCGGCAGUGAGUAUUUUGGGAGCUACGCUGUUUAUUCUAGUAAAAGGACCACCUAUAUACCAUACUAGCCACAAGGAAAGUUCAGUCUUAAUUACUGAGAGCAGCUCCAAAGGGGACUGGCUCAAAGGCUCACUUACCGCCUUUUCAUCCAACGUAACUUGGGCCGCAUGGACCAUUAUGCAGGAGCCUAUAUUGAAGGAAUAUCCGGCAAAAAUGCGACUCACGGCCCUGCAAACCUUCUUCAGUUGCAUCCAGACAGCACUUUGGGCAGUCGCUGGUGCGUUGUACGCUGGAUUAACAUAUUGGUUGAGGAUUUGGGUAAUAGACAAAAAGGGCCCUGUUUUUUCUGGCCAUUUUCACCCCAUUAGGGCUCGUCUUUACGGCCUUCUUUUCUGCAAUCUUGUGAAGGAAUCCCUUCACUGGGGAAGUAAGGCUCAUUUUCUUUUAAAUUCUGAACAAUGUGGCAGUGCUUGUGGUGCUGUGGUGUUGGUAGGUGGCCUCUACGGCUACUUGUGGGGAAAAAUGAACAAGAUAAAGCCAAAAAUCUUGAGCAACAAAAGCCGGCUGCUCCCCAGGAAACUGCAUGAGACAGUGGGUUGCACAUCAGCGACUCGUUGA
Molecule: messenger RNA, 792 nt
Organism: Thlaspi arvense
Lineage: Eukaryota; Viridiplantae; Streptophyta; Magnoliopsida; Brassicales; Brassicaceae
Source: the annotation of a GenBank genome assembly